AUGGAGAGCGAGGAAGAUCGCGAGACCGGAAAUAUUGACGAUGACGUCAUGGACAAUCGAGUGCGCACGUUGUUCAUCAGUGGCCUACCAAUGGAUUGCAAACCGAGAGAACUCAAUCUACUUUUCAGAAGUUUUCAUCCAGUUGGUUUUGUGACGUUUGCCAGCAAAAGAGAUGCGGAAAAUGCCAGGAAUCAACUGCAAGGUGUUAGGUUUGAUCCGGAUUUCCCCCAAGUUCUUAGGCUGGAAUUUGCAAAAACCAAUACGAAGGUGACAAAACCCAAGACACCAAGUCAACCGACACUUACAUUUUCACCAUUUUAUACUGCGCCCAAUAUUUCCUUCCAAGGUGACGUUUGGAACCCUCACGUGCAAACUUUCUACGUUGACCCCUACCACCAGCAGCCAUUACUCAUGCAGCAAGCGUCGGUCUUUCCAGCCACUUUUGUAGCACCGACGGCUGCAGCAACUCAUUUCCAUCUACCUCCUCCUCCAAUUCUAGGCGCCCCAAUCGCCAACAACACGACAAACAUCCUGCAGCUUUCAAGUGGUGGUGGAGGCAACGGCGGGUGUGGCCCUACAGUCCUUGUGGCCGCCAAUCUCGGGUCUGCCGGAUGCCACGACCACGAGUUGAAGGAAAUUUUUAACAGUUUCACAGGAUUCAGCACCACCAACAACAUCAGCGGUAAUGGCAGUGGCAACAGCAACUUCAACAAUCGAAACAACAACCAAAUUGUUGCUGCCAGUAACCAAUCAAUGAUGGCUCCUGUUCUAUCACUAACUCUUCCACAGAUGAAGGAGCAGACGCGUUACCAUCCAUACAACGUGUCAGAACUAAGCAGCAGCAGCAACAACAACGUUAGCAGCAACAAUGUUAACAACAGCAACAACUUUCCCAAGGACAAGAUAAAUGCAUAUGCAUGAUAAUUCGUCAUCGUUUUCGUUCUAUUAAGCACACACACACACACACACACACACACACACACACACACACACACACACACACACAUACAUACAUACUUAUUUAUUCACACAAACACACACGCACACACACACGCGUGCAAUGCAUAAUUUCAAUGAUUUUCUUGGUUCUUUAAACAAUCCCAUCAAUUACUUUGGCAUACUAUACAUGUUAUUGUAGUGUUAGAAAUUUUCAUAGCUUUAUGUAUAUUGUAUAUACAUGCAUAUAUAUAUAUAUAUAUAUAUAUAUAUAUAUUUAUAGUUAUAAUUUCUAUCAUGAAACCAGUUUCAUAUGUCAACUUUGACAUGAAUAUUGUCGAUUAUUUGGUAUUCAAAUAAACGCUAACAA
Messenger RNA from Helobdella robusta, 1306 nucleotides. RefSeq lists its product as hypothetical. NCBI's taxonomy places the organism in Eukaryota, Metazoa, Annelida, Clitellata, Rhynchobdellida, Glossiphoniidae. The record is from RefSeq and is a predicted model, not a curated record. The transcript is spliced from 9 exons. Bases 1 to 921 code for a protein of 306 amino acids. Gene Ontology annotation, molecular function: mRNA binding.